Molecule: messenger RNA, 4016 nt
Organism: Malus domestica (apple)
Lineage: Eukaryota; Viridiplantae; Streptophyta; Magnoliopsida; Rosales; Rosaceae
Source: RefSeq, a predicted model, not a curated record
GAAGAAAUCGGAUAUGCCCUUCUAGAAGCAAUUGAGAAAUCCACCAUUUCGGUGAUCAUUUUCUCACAAAACUAUGCUUCUUCCACAUGGUGUUUGGAUGAGCUUGUGCAUAUACUAAAAUGCAACAACAAAGAAGGCCGGAUGGUUAUACCCGUAUUCUACGACAUCGAUCCAUCUGAUGUACGAAAACAGCACGGGAGUUAUGCAGAUGCAUUUGAUGAACUUGAAAAACGAUUCGCUAACAGUAUCGACAAGGUGCACAAGUGGAGGGAUGCUUUGACGACUGCAGCCAAUCUAUCUGGGUUUGAUCAUUCAAACAAAUCCGGGACGGAGGCAGAUCUAAUUCAGAAAGUUGUCGAUCAUAUUUGGACCCAAUUGUGUGGCGAAUCAUCCUGCGAUUUAAAGGGCUUUGUUGGAAUUGAAAGACGCAUCGAGCAGAUCGAAUUGCUGUUAGGCAUUCAUUCACCGGACGCUUGCAUCACUGUAGGUAUUUGGGGCAUGGGUGGUAUUGGGAAAACCACCCUUGCCGAGGCUGUAUUUCGCAUACACUCUUCUAAAUUCGAAGCUUCUUGUUUUCUUAAGAAUGUUAGGGAGAACUCAGAACAAGCAGGUGGACUAGAUCACUUGGAAAAAACACUUCUUAAGGAGCUAUUAAAGGAAGAAGUUCUGCCCGUAGGAUCAACUUUGGUUCGAGAAAGGCUCGGUCGUACAAAGGUCCUCAUUGUUCUAGAUGACGUGAGUGAUUCAUUGCAAAUUGAACGUUUAGCUGGCGAUCGUAUUCGGUAUGGCACUGGAAGUAGAAUCAUUAUCACAAGUAGAGAUAGGGGCACACUUGGGCAAACUGUUGAAAAGGAUAAUAUCUAUGAGGUUGAGCUAUUAAAACCGGAUGACGCUCUUCAGCUCUUCUGUUCGCAUGCUUUCAAGAAUAACAGUACUCGUAGAACAGAUUAUAAAGAGUUGGCAGAAAAGGCCGUGCAUUAUGCCAGAGGCGUUCCUUUGGCUCUUAAAGUUCUGGGGUCCUUGUUCUUCAAUUGCAAGAGCAAAGAAGACUGGGAAGAUGAAUUCACAAACAAACGAUUUCCUAGUGAAAGUAUCCAGAAAGUGUUGAGAAUAAGUUAUGAUAGAUUGGAAAAAAAUGAGAAGGAGAUAUUUCUAGAUGUAGCAUGUUUUCAUAAAGGGAAGGAUGUGGAUAUGGUAAAACGAAUGUUAGAUGUUCGUGGAUUCUUUGGGACAACCGGAAUUAGAAUUCUCAUUGAUAUGUCUCUCAUAUCAAUUGUUUCAAAAUGGGGAAGGGAAGGCAUAAUAGAGAUGCACGAUUUGCUACAAGAAAUGGGAAGGACAAUUGUUCAAGAACAAUGUAUUAAAGAUCCUGGUGAACGGAAUAGGUUGUUCGCUGACGAGGAUGUCUAUCGCAUACUAAAGAGUAACACGGAAACUCCAAAUGUUGAAGCCAUAAAGGUUUGUUGGUUUGAACCAUUGAAACGUGCAGACUUCAAAAAGAUGUCUAACCUAAAAAUGCUAAGCUCGGUUGGCCGAUUGACCGCUUCUCUAGACCUUCCCGAUUCUCUUUGUUAUCUUGAGUGGCCUUUUUAUCCACUGGAAUCUUUGCCGUCAACUUUUUCUCCGGAAAAUCUAGUUGAGCUUCGUAUGCGAGGUAGCAAAGUUAAAAGGCUUUGGAAAGAAGACGAGAUACUUGCCAACUUACAAGUUAUUGAUUUGCAUGAGUGUGAGUAUUUAACUGAAGUUCCAAAUCUCUCUAGGAGUCCAAAGAUUGUGCACAUAAAUCUUCGUUGCUGUUACAGUUUGGUUGAAAUUCCUUCGUAUUUUCAACAUCUUGACAAGCUUACUCGUCUUGAACUCGGAUUCUGCACCAGUCUCAAGUAUCUUCCAAAGAUGCCAGGAAAUCUUACAUACUUAUGUUUACAAGCCAGUGGUAUAAAGGAGUUGCCAGAAUCAGUUUGGUCUAACGAAAAUAUUUCUUACUUGAAUAUAAGGCAUUGCAGUUACCUUAAGAAACUUCCAAGUAGCACGUGUAAGUUGAAAAAUCUCGAUCUCCAUAGGUGCUCUAAAUUUGAAAACUUUCCAGAGAUUUUGGAGCCAAUAGAACAUUUGAAGUCCUUAAGUUUAAUUCAUACAGCAGUUACAGAGCUACCCUCAUCAAUCUGUAAGUUGAAAUAUCUUGAGAGUCUUGAUCUCACCGAGUGCUCUAGAUUUUCCAAAUUCCUUGAAAUCUUGGAGCCAAUGGAACAUUUGAAGUCCUUAAGUUUAAUUCGAACUGCAGUUACAGAGCUACCCUCAUCAAUCUGUAACUUGAAAUAUCUUGAUAGUCUUGAUCUCACCGAGUGCUCUAGAUUUUCCAAAUUCCCUGAAAUCUUGAAGCCAAUGGAACAUUUGAAGUCCUUAAGUUUAAUUCAAACAGCAGUUACAAAGCUACCCUCAUCAAUCUGUAACUUGAAAUAUCUUGAGAGUCUUGAUCUCACCAAGUGCUCUAGAUUUUCCAAAUUCCCUGAAAUCUUGGAGCCAAUGGAACAUUUGAAGUCCUUAAGAUUAAUUCAAACAGUAGUUACAGAGCUACCCUCAUCAAUCUGUAACUUGAAAUAUCUUGAGAGUCUUGAUCUCAAAGGUUGCUCUAGAUUUUCCAAAUUCCCUGAAAUCUUGGAGCCAAUGGAACAUUUGGUGUCUCUUUGUUUGGAAGGCACAGUUGUCGAAAUGCUUCCUUCGUCAAUUGGAAAUCUAAAUAGGCUUCAAGAUUUAAACCUUGGUUGGUGCAAGCAACUUAAGGAUGUCCCAACAAGUAUCUACAGUUUAACCAAUCUUAAACGUCUCUCCUUUCAUGGGUGUUGGAGACUUGAAAAUUUGCCUUCCAGCUCCGUUGGUUUUCUCUCUUUAGAAGAACUAGAUCUCAGCUUCAGCGGUAUAUUGGAAAUACCAGCAAGCAUCAAACAAGCUUCUCGGUUGUCUAUACUCAAAUUAUGCUGGUGCAAGCAGCUUCAAUCUAUACCAAAGCUCCCAGUGCUAUGUAAUGUUAAUGCUGAAGGCUGCACGUCGCUGAAGACAGUGUCAAGUUCAAGGACAACACUCACACAAGGUUGGGAUAAACCUAAUUAUUGUUUCAGAGUCUUUACUAAUUGCCCAAAAUUGGAUAAUAAUUCAAGGAGCAACAUAAUGGAUGAAGCACAGAUUGCAAUUAUGCGAAUGGCAACUGUUGCGCCAUUAAAGUACAAUUCCUGGCUUCAUAAUCCCUGGCCUCAGAUUAACAUUGCAUGUCCAGGAAAAGAAAUUCCAAAUUGGUUCGCUCUCUCUGUUGUUCUUUCUUGUGUUUCAAAUGUGAGGUAUAAACCCUGGAGGGUAAAAGCUAAUUUCAUUGUCAAAUUCAUGGGUGAAAGCCAUGAACUGUUCAGUUCUAAGUACAUUAUCCAAGGCUCCUAUGACGGCCAACAUCACGUGCAUGUGUGGAAUGAGGCCUUUAGAAGUGAAGAGGUAGGAAAAAAUUGCUCCCCUGAUGUUUACAAACUUGCCAAAGAGGCCUCUGUUGUCUUCUGCCCGUAUUUUGAAGAUUUUAAAAAUCCUGAAGAUUCGGAAGAUUUUGAAGAUUCUGAAGGACAACCUGCUUCUGCUUCCGAUAUGAAGGUGGAAAGAUGUGGUAUAUGCCCAUUGUAUGCCGAAGAUGCUGAGAAAUUCAAAUUUGGUCAAGUGUUCAUGUCGAGGGGACCAAAAGUAGAAGAAGAAACAAGACAAGAUGAUGAUUCCAAAGGUGGUGGAUCAGGAGAUGAGCCUCAAGUUAGUGGAUCAAGUCAUGAGUAUGAAGCAAAUGAAAGUAAUUAGGAAAAACUUUUUAAGGCAAAUUUGUAAUUUGAUAGCCCACUUGUCUGACCAAGAAAUAAGACAACAAAUAGGCAAGGCUUUUAUUAUUUUGGUAUUGUUUAUGCUUUAUACAUUAUAAAGCGCUAGUUAUGGACAAGUGUAUAAUAGCCUAUUUGUUUUCUUUAAAACUUGGUUUACCUUUAUAUCAUAAA